Messenger RNA from Guillardia theta CCMP2712, 952 nucleotides. RefSeq lists its product as hypothetical. The record is from RefSeq and is a predicted model, not a curated record. The transcript has 2 exons. NCBI's taxonomy places the organism in Eukaryota, Cryptophyceae, Pyrenomonadales, Geminigeraceae. The coding region runs from base 286 to 756 and encodes 156 amino acids.
GAAGAAGAUGACGUGAUGAGAAUCAGAGGGAGAACAAGAAGAAGAGGUGACAUGCGACAGGUUGUUAAUGUGCAAGAAUGUCACGCACAUCUAUUGUUCUCUCGCUGCGAGUUUUAGACCCGGUUGGGGCUAGGAAGAGGAGACGAGAAGUGUGACAGCUUACAACAACUGAAUUUAUCUUAGGACUGGUGGAUCGAUCGAUAUGUUAGGAUGCUGCCAAUGCAGCAACGGAAUACGUUGUUAUUUGGCCUUUUUUCUUUCCAGAUUUUCUCCAUCUUAGCACUCAUGGUUCAUCUUCAUCAAGUGUCUGAAACGAAACCUCGUGUACAUGCUGAUGGAGGGAGCCUCAUGCGCUCUGGCAAUCACAGACAGAUGCUCGCCCAGCUUGAGUACCAGCAGAGUAUGAGGGCUCGAGUCGUAGAGCCUCAUGUCGUAGAGCCUCAAGUCGUAGAGCCUCAUGUCCUAGAGCCUCAUGUCCUAGAGCCUCAAGUCGUAGAGCCUCAUGUCCUAGAGCCUCAAGUCGUAGAGCCUCAUGUCCUAGAGCCUCAAGUCCUAGAGCCUCAUGUCCUAGAGCCUCAAGUAAGGAUGCCGCAUGUAGUUUGGCCACAUGUUUUUGGAGAUGAAAUUCUUUCGACAAGUGGAGGUCCACCAGGAUACUUGGACCAGGAUGGGAAAAGUUUACUUCGGGGUUUGGACCAAGACUCCAGGGAUGGCACAGAGAGUGUUGGCAGAUUGCAAGGACAGUUCAAGACCUGAAGGAGAUUGAUGCUAUCUUCUCUUUUUAUGCAUGUAAAUUGUUGUAUACUGGAACUGUUUGUUCAGAGUGAACAAGAGUGAACAAUUAUAACCUAAACUGAAGCAUUCAGACGCUCAACGGGGUAUAGAAUUGGCAUAGACACGCGACAACAGCCGAGAAUCUGCUCAGCAUAACAUCUAAUGAUUGGAAGUGUAC